Apiotrichum porosum is the source of this 918-nucleotide messenger RNA. RefSeq lists its product as uncharacterized. Lineage: Eukaryota; Fungi; Basidiomycota; Tremellomycetes; Trichosporonales; Trichosporonaceae. The coding region runs from base 1 to 918 and encodes 305 amino acids. The record is from RefSeq and is a predicted model, not a curated record. Gene Ontology annotation, biological process: vacuolar transport. The transcript has 4 exons.
AUGACAACCUAUGGCGAGUGCAAGGUCACACUCGAGGAUGGCACGCACUACGAUCUCUCGUCCCUCGCGUCCGCUGCGAGCGACUACGACGCCGACUCGGGAGGUGGCGAAGACUUCAAGCUCAACGUCUGCCGCGGCGUCGUGAGCGAGCUCUGGAACGUCGACGACCCCGAAAAGGUGGGAGGAUUUAUCAAGCGGCCUGAUGGCAGUGGCGACUUUUCUCUCGGUUCGGUCUCCAACAAUCUCACACUUGCGCCUGGAACACGUGAGCCAAUGCUCAUUUACGAGCAUGGCUCCAAGUGUCCCUCGAAUGAGAACGAGUAUGCCUCGACAGCUAUCAGGUUCGUCUGCAGCCCGUCCGACUUUGGUGCCGGCACCCCACGACUCCUUGCCGCUCUGCCUCCAGGCGACAGGGCGUGCCACUUCUUCUUUGAGUGGAAGACGCAUGUCGCCUGCCCGGCCAACCCACGCGCAGAGCUCGAGAGUGGACAUGUAGUCAUCUUCUUCGUCUUCAUUGCGAUCGCCGUUCUGACCUGGUUCGGCGGCCACACCCUCUACAACAGGUUCUUCCUGGGCCGCCGGGGCCUCGAGCAGUUCCCCUUCCCCAGCUGCGAGUGCAGGAAGCCCAAGGUGCAGCUGCAGUCUACCCAGGAGGAACGUCCUCGCGCCUCGCGUUGGGCGUGGAAGCGCCGCUCCCAGCGUAGCGGAUACAGCCACCUCCCGACAGAACACGACGAGGAGGAGGCGCUUGCGAGCCGGUUCUCGCUUGCCGACGACGACGACGACGACCACGACGAUGCCCGUGCUCUCGGUGGCGAGGUGGAUGCCUGGCGCGGACACGGACACGGUGGAGCGCGGUCGUCCGAGGAGAAUGGCGAGAGCAGGGUGGGUGUCCACCAGGGUCUUGUGAACCUUUAG